Penicillium alfredii is the source of this 2031-nucleotide messenger RNA. RefSeq names its product putative cell cycle control protein (Cwf19). Lineage: Eukaryota; Fungi; Ascomycota; Eurotiomycetes; Eurotiales; Aspergillaceae. The transcript has 3 exons. The coding region runs from base 1 to 2031 and encodes 676 amino acids. Gene Ontology annotation, cellular component: post-mRNA release spliceosomal complex. Gene Ontology annotation, biological process: mRNA splicing, via spliceosome. The record is from RefSeq and is a predicted model, not a curated record.
AUGACCUUGGAAGAUUUUGAAAAGUCAUUGGCGGAGGAUAAAGAGCGACGGGAGAAAAGUGAUCGGGAACGACAUCGAGACCGCGAUCGCAGCAGAGAGCGCUCGAGACAUCACCGCCAUCAUCGGCGACAUUCGUCCAGAUCCAGAGACCGCGAAAGUGAGAAAGGCCGUGAGUCACGGCACCGGCAUCGCGACGACAAUGGCCACCGGCAUAAGCGCUCGCGCCACGAGGCUGAUCAGGGAGACGAGCGUGAUCAUGCGCAUAAACGCCGGCACCGUCAUGCCAGCAAUGACGAGGCCGAGUCCUCGGCUCCUAAAACUGUGGUCCAGGAGGAACCAAACCACACUACACGCCUCGAAGAAUUAAACAAGCCUAAAAUGCUUCAGGCCGAUUUCGAACUUAAGAUUCAUGACAAAGAGCUCAACAAUCAUUUGCGUGACCUCCAAGAAGGAAAGGCGCUUGAAGAUAUUGAAGAGGAGCCUGCUCAGCACGACGUGGAUUAUACAUUUGGGGAUGCCGGCUCGCAGUGGAGGAUGACAAAGCUCAAAGGAGUCUACAGAGAAGCCGAGGCCAGUGACAGACCCGUGGAUGAGAUAGCUACCGAACGCUUUGGAGACUUGCGCUCCUUUGAUGAUGCUCAAGAAGAAGAAACCGAACUAGAUCGUCGCAGGAUGUAUGGCGAAUCUUACGUGGGCAAAGACAAGCCCAGCGGGGAAUUGUUCCAGGAGAGGAAGCUUCAAAAUGAUGUUCGGAGAAGCUCGCUCGAACAUGUCCGAGAUCCGGAAGAAGAGCUCAAAGCCGGAGGCCAGGGCCAAAAAAUGGAGGCGGUUCCUCCGUCGAACACCACUCAGCACCUGGACCAGACGGCACUGAACCGUUUGAAAGCCCAGAUGAUGAAAGCAAAGCUGAAAGGUGCCCCCGAUGCGACGGAACUGGAGGAUCGCUACAACGCGGCGGCGGCAGCGAUGUCCAACCAGAAAGAGUCCGACGUCGUGGUUCUCGGCGUCAUGGAGAAUCGCAUGUUGGCCGGUGCAAGGAAUGAGGUGAAGCCGGUUGAGACAAGAAGGGGACAAGAAAAAGGCCAGGUUCAAGAGAACGAAGACAUGAGCAUCGAGGACAUGGUCCGUGAGGAACGCAAAACUCGCGGCCAAUUUGGCGGAGAUGGCCAGCGUUUGGCGGACCGCAUCGCGCGAGAUUCAAAGUUCGAGAAUGAAUUGGAGUACAUGGACGACAACGCCUCCAAACUUGCUCGGAGAGUGCACCGGUCUGAAAUCGACAUCAAAAACGCGACGAUUAAUGAUUUCCACAAAAUGAACCGGAUUUUGGAUAACUGCCCCCUCUGCCACCACGAGGACACCAACACUCCGCCCAUUGCACCGGUUGUGUCUCUCGCGACGCGAGUUUACCUGACCCUUCCUACCGAACCUGAAAUCAGCGAAGGCGGCGCCGUCAUUGUGCCCAUCCAACAUCGGAACAACUUGAUGGAAUGCGAUGACGAUGAAUGGGAAGAAAUUCGCAACUUCAUGAAAAGCCUAACUCGCAUGUACCACGACCAGGGCCGGGAUGUGAUUUUUUACGAGAACGCAGCCCAGCCGCAACGCAAGCGGCACGCAUCCAUGGAAGUGGUGCCCUUACCCUACAGUCUCGGGGAGACAUCACCUGCGUUCUUCAAGGAGGCGAUUCUCAGUGCCGAGUCCGAAUGGUCGCAACAUCGCAAACUCAUCGAUACUCUGGCCAAGUCCAAGCAGGGUCUGGGGCGGUCGGCGUUCCGUCGGACUUUGGUCAAGGAGAUGCCCUAUUUCCAUGUCUGGUUCGAGCUCGACGGUGGCUUGGGACACAUUGUUGAGGACGAGCACCGCUGGCCUCGUGGGGAUUUGUUUGCCCGAGAGAUCAUUGGGGGCAUGCUCGACGCUGCGCCGGACGUGAUCAAGCGGCAGGGACGCUGGAACCGCGGCGGGGAUCGACGCGUGGAUGGGUUCAGGAAGCGAUGGAGGAAGUUUGACUGGACUCGGGUCUUGAUUGAAGGGUAA